CACUCUCCAGCGCACAUUCACGCCUGCCCUCAGACACACCGCAACACUUGCCUCAACAGCCGCUUCGCUCUCAAGCCACCGUGCGUACGCGUGCAAUCAUCACGACACCAAAACACUGCACUUACAGCAACAACCCGCCAAAAAAAAAAAGAAAAACUAAAGCCAAAACACUUUGUCUCUCACUCCAACAAAAGGACCGAAACAUAUUUCGUCUCUUGUGAAUGAUGCCGAGAGAAAAGGCAGCACUCGGACUCCCGACCCCAUCCUAGAAAGUAGCAGAUGUUACAGAAGAGGGGAGGCGGAGAGAGGAACAAAAAAAAUCCCCCCUACCCCUCCUUCUCUCAUCCCAGAGAACAAUACUCAGCCUCCAGUUGGAGAGGGUCAGCUUUUGUCCUUCUCCCCACGCUCCUGCUCUAGAGACAAGAGCAGACCGACGCGCUGACACAUUGACCUGCUGCUGCCAGAGGAGUGAAGCCGGUGUGGAACAGUUACUGGACUCAGCACGGAUCGCUUCAGUACUUGGACAGCUCCGCAACGACAACUGCUGAGCGCUUCCAUGUGUGAGUAGACGCUGUCCGGCAAGGCAGACGCUUUAGUCUGGGGGAGCGCACAUGGAGCCCCCCUGUUCCUUUCAACUCGGUCCCUGUGGCCCCCCUCCAUCCCUGGGCUCGGAGCGCAGCACCGCCAGCCUCCAGCAGCUGGAAGAGAAGCAGCUCUUUGAGAAGUUUUGGAAGGGGACUUUCAAAGCUGUGGCCACCCCAAGACCGGAGAGUGUCAUCGUGGCCAGCAUCACUGCCCGCAGGAGGGUGACUGACUUGGAGACAACAGCAUGCCAACCGCUCAAGCCUGACGAGAGGAAAACAGCAGAUUCAGGUGACAGAGUGGACACCGCCCACAGAAAUGGCUGCAGCAGAGGAAAAGGACGCAAACACCACAGUCAUCGCAGGGUCCGGAGCCCCUCCUUUGAUGAGGAGCUCUCCCCUCGACCCAAGGGGAAGAAGAAGAAGAGAAAGUCCGAGCGGAAGAGGAAAAGGAAAAGGUCUCCUUCUCACAGCCUGUCGCCGCUGAGAAAGAAGAAAAAGAAGAAGAAGAAGAGUUCCAAGAAAAGCAAGAGGCAUAGGUACACAUCCAAAAAGUCCAAACACAGCUCUUCAAGUUUAAAACAUAAGAGGAAGGAUGAACGCAAGCACAAGAAAAGUUCGCGGACUCACUCCCGACGAAGGCGACGCUAUCGGAGGUCAGAGUCGGAUGCUUCCUCCUGCCAGUCUUCCACAGAGGACAGACACCAUCUGCAAAAAUCUGUGGUGCAUCAGGCAUUUGGAGACCUGGCAUCGGUUGAAGAGGAAACCACCACAGUGUUCAACCAAACGGGCAUGAAGUGGAGACCUGCAACCAAAUCAGUGUGUAAAACGGCUCCAAAAUAUCGCUCCAUCCUCUCAACUGGCACCAUCUUGUCAUCAAAACCUGUAAGCGAGCUUUUACAAGAAAAAGAGUCGCACCAUUUAUCGAGCCAGACUGAGGCCCCCCACGAUUACGAUUCUGGGAAUGACACAUCUUCACCGCCAUCGAGCAAAACUGGCGUUUCUCGGGCAAGUGUCACUGAAAUCAAGAGGAACCACUGUCAGCGUCUGGCCACUGACAGAGACAAUGCCUCUGAUUCUGGAAACUCUGUCACCAGCUACGCUUCUUUGUGCAAACCGUACAGGGAGGAAAGCUUGUCUGCAACCCUAUUCAGCGGAAACAGCAAGAGGGACCAGAUAACCUUGGGGUGUCGGGUAGAGGUGGUGAGAUCUCCAAAGACUUCCAGCUGUCCACAAAGACUGAGCAGAGCUUCUCGGAGACGCCUAAAAAACAGGACGUCCAGCAGCAGCCGGAGCAGGAGCCGAUCCUCGGGGAGUUCCAGAUACUCAGGACGUUACUCUAGGAGCCCGACACUGUCAUCCUGCAGCUCAUACUCACGCUCACCAAGUUACACAGCCGAUCUGAGGCGAAGAGGCAGCGUGGCCAGCCUCAGCUCCAGAGGCAGCUACAGAUACAGCGUUGACAGACUACGAGACAGAAAGAGAACACCUAGCUCCAGAGAGUCAGACGCCAAGCAUGAACAUAAGGUUAGUGGGAAGAGACGAAGACGCAAAUCCUACUCACCCAUGAAGAAAAGAAGAAGAGACUCGCCAAGCCACCUGGAAGCACGCCGAAUCACAAGUGCCAGGAAGCGACCCAUCCCAUACUUCCGCCCCAGUCCAUCGUCCAGCAGCCGCUCCACCAGCGUGUCGUCCUGGAGCAGCCUCUUCACUCGCAGCCGCAGCCGGAGCCCGAUCUACAGCAUGAGCCGGAGCCGGAGCAGGAGCCGCAGCCACAGUUACUCCUCCUACAGGAGCUACAGCCGCAGCUCCUCCUGGAACUCCAUUUUUGGGACCCGCAGUCGGAGCCGGAGCGCUGGUUCAUUACACAAACGCCACAAAACCAGACACUAGAGCUCAUUAAGGAACUGUAAAGACCUGGAGGGUUUUUUGUUUUUUUCUGUGGAGGAUAAUGGAUGUCAGAGCAAUCGACGCUCUGACUUGAAGCCUGAGUGGAAAUGUCCCAGCAGGGGUCCGAACAUCGAAGCAACCGUGUUGGCUCUCCCUACAAAGACCGCUGGAGACCGGAUAUCUUCUUUUUUUGUUCAUUUGCUUUGUUCGUGUACAUCCUCUUGCAUCAGCACUUGCAAUGGCCUGAGACUGUUCAUCUUUUAACAUAUUUACGACGGGAAAAUGCACACAAGACAAAAACACUUUGGUUGGCUAACAUCACACUUUAAUCUUUUAUGUGGAUUUUCUGCCAAUUUAUAGUUUUCAGCAAGGCUUUAAAAUUGUAUACCAGUUUCAAUAUUGUUCUUGGAGCUUGAAAUAUGCUCAAAGCAGGGUUAAAAUGGACUUUUAUUGCCGAGGCCAAUGUGACACCAGACAUUUGUUGGACAUUCUACUGUGGAGAUGUGUACAGUUAACAUUGGGGCCAUUUGAUUCAUAUGUUUACAAAUGGCUUCAGAGGGAUCAUUAUCAGGAAUAAGGACAGGUUUAUAGCUCUGAUCUUUGCACUUCACAAAGUGGAGAACAGACGCGUUUCCUAUGAAAAAUGAAACGGCGAGGGUGGCCUGACGGCUGAGCAAACUGCCUGUCAGCUCAAAUGUCAAAUUAAUUUAUCCUCUGAUCAAGUGGAAAACAAUUGAAAUGUCAGUCCGUGUAAUACAACAGAGACGGAUUGAAACAUCUCGCAGGGACGGGACGGGGGGGAUUUCUUUUGACAAAACCUUCACAAUGUCAGAGGAGGUAUUUUUUUCCUUGAGUCGAUGCUUAUUUGUUUAGGGAAAAACAGUCGUUGAAGAGAUAACUGUAAUGAAUAUUUUAUCUAAUUUAAUGCUUAAACGGUCCUCUUGGGGCUGUGUUUCAUUUGUGGUUAGCUGAUGUUUAAUUGAAGAAAGUAAAAACCAAAAUAAGAACUUGAAUUUCACUCGGUUGCAUGAAGCAGGAAAAAAAAGGCAAGACUGAAAAAUGUGAAAAAGCAGUGAUUCUUGAUUUCUAUGACCUGAUUAAUAUUUCUUUUUUUUCCCCACCACACUGGAACCAGACACAUACCAAACAUACUGUAUAUCAGCUGCUGUUUGUUUUGUUCUGUUUGUGUGUUAAAAUACCAGAGAGGUUCUAGUUUGGAAAUGUGCAGAAUCAUACAUAUUUAUUGCUUAUUUAAUAUUUAUUGGGUGUUAUUUUUAUUUUUUUAUUUUUAUUUUUUUUGCCCUCUCAGUAGUGGUCAAUCUUUCUAUGCAACGCUGUCAAUUCACCACGAUGACACUGCUGUAAUUUAUUUUUGAUAUAUCGUAAAUUAUUCCUCGUGUUUUGCAGCCUCGCUCGCGACGAAACCUCAGCUCAGAAGCACAUAUUCAACAGACGGAAUGACAGAAAGGAGUCUUCCAGUCGGACCUUUUGUUUUCUGUUGUUUUUUUCUUUUCUUCUCUUUUCUUUUCUUUUGGAAGAUGCUAAAUUUAGAGGCAGGUUUUGACUCCAGAGUUUCAAACUUUUUGCAGCCUUUCCAUAGUAUAAUUAAGAGGGUUAUAUUUCUGUAUCAUCUCAAAUCCAUCAUCCUGUCUGUGUAACUGCUCCAGGCCUGACAGACUGCUCUCUAUGCACUCAAUACUCGCAGCUUAUUUCCCUGAAUGUCAAGUAAAUUGGACGAAUGAGGGAAAUAUGACACCGGAAAAGGAAGGAACCCGGCACAAAAAGUCAUCCAUAAAGUACGAGUUGAUGAUGACUUGUGUCUACCAGUGUUGAUUGUGUGUCAGAAGAGGAUUUGUGCGGUCAUAUUGUUGACAAACUCUGCAGAUGGGCCUCAUCCUUCAUCUCACUAUGUAAAGUUUACACGAGUUCUUGUGCAAAAAUAAUUUUAAAUAUGUAACUACUGUGGUGUAAAUAUGCAUCUGAAUGGUAUCGAUUCUACACAUGGCGUGAUUAUUUAAUUUGCAGAAUGUGAUAUGGGCCUUGUUGAUGUUUUAACUGACUAGUGUUGGUAUGUCUAUGAUGCAAUGACCAGUCAAUGAGGAGAAGAAGACAUUAGGGAUCGCUCAGUGGAUCCCUUUGAUCACAUGUUUUAUUCAUUUUUAAACUCCAAUAACAAGGUCAUAGAGCAAUAGUGAACCAGUGUUUUGGUGUUAAAUUAUGCAUACUUCCCCUCGUUUUCCAUACCAAGGAGCAUAUUGCAAAAGCAUAUGUUUUUCACACUGUCACAUUUUAUCUGUGUCGGUGUGAACUUGUAAUAAUGUGUCACUUGGAAAUUAAAUUGUCCCUGCCAUAACCCCAUGAAAUCAACUUCCCCACACAUUCACUACGUGUUCAGAAUAAGCUAUAUAAAACCCUGUUCUCAAUAACA
Sphaeramia orbicularis (orbiculate cardinalfish) is the source of this 4899-nucleotide messenger RNA. RefSeq names its product serine/arginine repetitive matrix 4 (gene srrm4). The record is from RefSeq and is a predicted model, not a curated record. NCBI's taxonomy places the organism in Eukaryota, Metazoa, Chordata, Actinopteri, Kurtiformes, Apogonidae. The transcript has 13 exons. Bases 612 to 2474 code for a protein of 620 amino acids. Gene Ontology annotation, cellular component: nucleus. Gene Ontology annotation, biological process: mRNA processing; neuron maturation; regulation of RNA splicing. Gene Ontology annotation, molecular function: mRNA binding.